GCAUUUUGGGCAUUUAUCGCCAUGUAUGUACGCAGCCUAAUAUAUCUAACCUGAUCUAACUUCAGAAUGUGGAUUUUAUGUCAAGUUAUGAAACUUACGAGCAUUUUGAAAAACUAUUUUUACCGUUAAACGUGAAGAUGGUUAGAAGAACCGCAAAAUAAAUACCACACAUUGAAGGCUGGUUGUGAUCUUUCGAGUGGAAGCCAUUUUAAUGUAGCCUGUUUAUACGUAGAUUUGAAUAGUGUUUCGCAUUAAUGCGCAGUGAGUUUACGAAUGAAUUCUGUGUAUAUAUCAUCAAAUAAUAGAAAUAUUGGAUCGAUCCAAAUUGAAAGGAAAAAAAAGAGGAAAAGAAAAGCUUUUCUCUCGGCUUACGAUGUCGUGUACGCCGCAUUUUUAAGUGACUCUGUGAACGUGAAACUUCAACGAUUGCGAACGAUGUUCUGCUGUUUAAGAAACUGUUUCCACGGCCUUAGCUUUGCCACGACUCGGACACCGAAACGGGAACGAAACCCCAUCGCCUUGGAUACGACUCACAUGGGAAACGAGGUAGUAAUAGUAAAAAAUGGUCUAAGAAUAUGCGGAAGUGGUGGUGCCUUAACGAAUGCCCCUCUUCUUCAGAGUAAAAGUUAUUUUGAAGUGAAGAUACAGCAGGGUGGUAUAUGGGGCAUUGGAUUAGCUAGAAGAGAUACGGAUCUCAAUAUCGCUGUAGGAGGUAAAGACUCAGAAAGUUGGGCGCUUGAUUCUGAUGGUAUCAUAAGGCACAACGAACAAGAACUUCACAAGAUUCAAAAUCCUGUCCAGGAAGGAGAUGUCAUCGGAGUAUCCUACGAUCAUGUAGAAUUGAAUUUUUAUUUAAAUGGAGAAUCCAUGAAUGCUCCAGUUAUAGGUGUAAAAGGACGGAUUUAUCCAGUAUUAUAUGUGGAUGAUGGAGCCAUUCUGGAUCUAUUUCUAGAAAAUUUUAAUUAUACUCCACCAAUGGGCUUUGAGAAAAUAAUGCUGGAACAAUCGUUGCUCUAGCAGGAUGAUAAGAACAAAAAUAACAUGUAUUGUUAAAAUUGACAUUCCUCGUUCGAGUUUCGUUAAACAUUAAGAGUUGAAAUUAAAUGUUAAAUUAAAAUAAAUUGUAAACAGGGAGUUACAACAUAGUAUAAAAAUAUAACAUGAUCGAAUCGCAAGCUAAUGAUGUUCAAUAAUAAGAUGUGAUAUUCGUAACACCUCUUCGUUGAAAGGCGAGAAAGAGUUGAGUCCACACACAGCAAA
Messenger RNA from Acromyrmex echinatior (Panamanian leafcutter ant), 1260 nucleotides. RefSeq names its product SPRY domain-containing protein 7. The record is from RefSeq and is a predicted model, not a curated record. Gene Ontology annotation, molecular function: protein binding. Lineage: Eukaryota; Metazoa; Arthropoda; Insecta; Hymenoptera; Formicidae.